Molecule: messenger RNA, 1602 nt
Organism: Stereum hirsutum FP-91666 SS1
Lineage: Eukaryota; Fungi; Basidiomycota; Agaricomycetes; Russulales; Stereaceae
Exons: 7
Coding region: 1-1602 (533 amino acids)
Source: RefSeq, a predicted model, not a curated record
AUGAGUACUGCUAUUGAUGCGCCUCCUGCCGUCGUGGAGACGCACGAUGACAUCUGUCCUCUCGGACCUGUCGACCCCGCCUCCAUCCCUGAUGCUGAGCACGAGAAAGCUGCGCCAUGGGUUGUUCGCAAACUCGUUGGUUCGAUGACGGGGAGAAUGGUGAUCGCGUCCUUGGAGUCAUUGAGAGCAGCCGGGACGAGUAUACUUUGUCUCUCUCCAUGGGGCGACUCUUCUCCAUUUCUUUUGCCAUGUAUCCGUUUCCGUGACAUGGCCGUCCACACAGUCGUAGCUGCAACCGGUGGUGUCGCAGCCGUCGCCGCCCCCGUCAUGGGUCCCGUCUCCGAUGCCAUAGUCUCCACCGUGGGCGAUACCAUCCUCGUCGAGAUGGGCAUGCACGCGGGCUUCGAACUUAGCAUGACCCUGGCGGACGAUCUCGUGUUCGAGAAGCCUAUUGACGAGAUGGUCCCGCUCCAUUCGAAGAGAUUGGAAACGACAGGAGUGAAAACGAUGUUGAUCACCUUGAAGUAUAAGCACACCGUCGAGGAUGCGAAUUUGGGCUUUUACAGGAGUAGUUUGCACAAGGACAAAUCAUUGUUCGCAAGUGUGGUCGACUAUGUUUCAGUUGAGAAGGGCUGGUUUUCGCCAUAUCUCUUUGCAUCCGGUCGUCGGCCCGUCAUUCCCCGCACAAUGAAACCCGACGUUCUCUUCUGCCACGGCCCCUUCCUCGCAGGCGACUACAAGAUCGGCGAAACACUCCUCCGCGAAUCCGCCUCUAUCAUCUCAUUCGUCUCCAAUCCCGUUAUCGCCCCUGAGACGUCCACACCCAAAGAGAGACCCAACCUCUCACAGACCAUCUCUUCUUACACCGACAAACUUACCGCCACCUCGACCGCCUACAGCAACAAGCUGACUUCCGUCUUCUCCCACUCUCGCUCGAACUCCCGCUCUUCAUCGCCCCCGCCCUCUCCAACACCCGAACCGACUCUGACUCCACUCCCGCAGCCCCCGGCACCCCGUCGAAUGGUCAUGGUCGUCGUGGGUCUCAAGCCACAUCGUAUCAACCUCUGGACGUCGAGCCAAAGACCACAUGAGAGCGUGAUGUAUUAUCAGCUGAUGAAUGGGUGCCCUGCGAUCAUCGUGCCCGUGCGUUUGGGGGCGCCGCUGGUCGCUUGGGACGGAUUGACGUUGGAGCAGCUGUGGAAGUAUGUGCUACCGGGUGAUGAAGAAGCUGCCAUAUCCGUCACACCGUCUGCCUCGUCCACUAGUCUUUCCGACGGCGAGAAACCCGGGGUGGAUAUUUCGGAAGGAAAGGUACAGGGCGAGGUGAACGAAACGACCCUGAAAGGUUUCGACGGCGUGGUGAACGUCCUCUACGAGUACCUCGAACUCUGCGUCUCAUGGUCGCGUGUCGAGAUGCCUGGUCAGAAGAAGGACUUGGAGGAUUCGGAAAUGGGAGCUCAAGAUGAAAAGAAGGCGAAGGCGGCGUUGAAGGCUGCGGUGAAGUUGUUUGUGGCUGCCGCUGUUAGGAGUGGUGAGAGCAAAGAAGUGAGGAAGGAGGUGGACAAGACGAGGGCUGGUAUCGCGAUGUGGCGGAUACCUUGA